GUUCCAAAACAUGAAGAAGCACAACUGGGUAUUAGCCAAUUCAUUCUUUGAGUUAGAGAAAGAAGUCAUUGACUCCAUGUCUGAGCUUUGUCCAAUCCGACCCGUUGGUCCUCUGGUCCCCACUUCGCUACUCGGUGAAGAUGAAAAAUUCGAUGUUGGUGUUGAACUCUGGACACCGGAAAAUGCUUGCUUAGAAUGGCUAAACAAACAGGCAGUUUCUUCAGUUAUUUACGUAUCAUUCGGUAGCAUCAUCGUCUUUUCAGCAAAACAAAUGGAGGUCAUAGCAACAGCUCUAAAGAAUAGUAACCAUCCGUUCUUAUGGGUUGCCAUGCAACCAGAAGUUCCAACACCUAACGGUUCAGGAGAAUUACCAGAUGGGUUCGUCGAAGAAACGAAAGACCAAGGCUUUAUUUCAUCUUGGUGUCCCCAAACCAAAGUUUUGGCCCAUCCGGCUAUUGCAUGUUUCAUAACUCAUUGCGGGUGGAAUUCUAUGUCAGAAACAAUAGUUGCAGGUGUGCCAGUGAUCGCAUAUCCUCAAUGGACCGACCAGCCAACGAAUGCAAAGCUUGCAACUGAUGUUUUUAAGAUUGGUCUAAGGAUGAGGCCAAACAGUGACGGUAUUGUUAGUACUGAGGAAGUGGGAAAAUGUAUUAAGGAAAUCAUUAGUGGACCCAAAUCAGAAGAGUACAAGAAGAACUUAACGGAAUUGAAGGUUGCAGCAAGGAAGGCAGUGGCCGGCGGGGGCUCGUCGGACAUGAAUAUUCAGUGGUUGGUUGAUGAGAUUAGUAAUGGGAAUUCUUGUGAAAGUGAAGGUUUACUUAAUGACAGACAGCGAGAGGAAGAAGAUAAGGUUAGAACUUAA
Molecule: messenger RNA, 862 nt
Organism: Pistacia vera
Lineage: Eukaryota; Viridiplantae; Streptophyta; Magnoliopsida; Sapindales; Anacardiaceae
Product: UDP-glycosyltransferase 84B2-like
Exons: 1
Coding region: 11-862 (283 amino acids)
Molecular function (GO): UDP-glycosyltransferase activity
Source: RefSeq, a predicted model, not a curated record